UCUUCACAAGUGACGGAUCAGAUUAUCUCCAAAAUUGGAAUAUUAAAUCGCGAGUGUCGGACCUUUUCUCUUUUAAUUAUCUUUUAAUUAUCUUGUCGCGCAUUAUAAAUCAGCGUACAUUUCGCGCAACGUACAUUUGAUUGAUGUGAAACGAAUCAGCCGCUUCUCAAUUUUUCUGUACUUGAUAUACGAUCUCAAAUCUUAUUACCUGAUUAUCCUAGCCACUCGAGACAUCCAAUACGUUUUUUUAUUUUGCAUGUAAAAAACGAUUAAUAUACUGUUUAAUAUCUCUCGGGGAACAUAAUUAAUAUUGGAAACAUCAUCUGUGGCGUACGGAAUGCAAGUUGACUCAUCUCGGUCGAUGGACCAGAUGAGCAUUCCUGGUAUUCUAAGACUAGACAAAACGUCACGCUCUUCUGGGUUUAGAGCCACGCCUCGGACAUUGGCGGCUAUACAGGUGGGUCCGUCGUCAUCCCCGUCGCAGUCGCAAUCGUCGGCCAGUCGACAGUCGGUUACGUUUGGUAUUGUCGAGUUCCAGCGGGACAAGGAUCUCGUCGAGGAGGAUCAAAGGUCGCGAAGCGAACGCACGGACACGAGAUUUCGCGACGACACGCAGCGCAUCUCUAUCGCUGAAGCGACAUUCUCGCGAGCGAGUCCGAGCGGCACCUCGCGUAACCCGGCGCCGAUGGAGAAUAAGUCAACCGCGGACGGCGAGGAGACCGACAACGAGGAUGAUUACUCGGCGUCAGUUUGCGCGAUUAUGCAACGACGAAACUCGACACGACGGCAAAGUAGACGGAAACGACGUCCGUCGUCCCCGUUCGGCGACAACGUCGACGGCGUCGCGUGCCGUCGAUCUUCGGUUUACACCACGAGCUCGGGAGACACGAUAAUUUCGAUGGAUGAGAGCGGUAAUCAGGAGCAGAUCUUCGAGAAUCUCAAGCUGCACAAAGAGGUUCUGAGCGGCAUAAAGCAGCAGCCUUGGCCUCUCCGACGUAAGCUCAAGCUCGUACGGCAAGCUAAAGCUUAUAUCAGACGACACGAAGGCGCUCUGCAGGAAAGACUCGCUCAAAGCCGCAGCACCAAAGACGUCAUAGCACGCGUCUCGAUUUUCAUAACUAAGAAAUGGCAGUAUUUCCGACGUGAGCUGAUCAAUCUGCAAACGUGGCUCAUACCUUGGGAGGUCCGUAUCAUGGAGAUAGAAUCCCAUUUCGGUUCCGCUGUCGCGUCCUACUUCACUUUUCUCCGUUGGCUCUUCUGGAUCAAUCUCGUCAUCGCGGCAAUCCUUACGGCGUUCGUUGCGAUACCUGAAGUAUUGAUUGCAAACGUGACUCUCGCCGGCGAGAGGAAGAUCAUGCUGAAGGAAGAGGCCGUCAAGUCGAAGCACCUGUUAACUUUGUGGGAAUUCGAGGGCGUGCUAAAAUACUCCCCGUUCUUCUACGGGUGGUACACCAAUCAGAACUCGAACAGCAAAUAUAAAUUACCUUUGGCGUACUUCGUCACCAAUCUGGUCGUAUACACGUACAGCUUCGUCGCAAUUCUACGCAAAAUGGCGGAGAACUCGCGUUUGAGUAAGCUGACCGAAAAAGAAGACGAAUAUGUUUUCUCGUGGAAACUCCUCACGGGAUGGGACUUCAUGAUCGGUAAUCCGGAAACUGCUCACAAUCGUACAGCCAGCGUAAUACUGAGCUUCAAGGAGGCUCUAUUAGAAGAAGCGGAGAAACAAAAGGAUAAGAGAAACUGGAGAAUCAUCUCGAUGAGGAUAUUCGUGAAUAUAGCGGUACUGUCGUUACUCGCGCUGUCGGCGUACGCCGUGAUCGAGGUGGUUGAACGGAGCACUACGAAGAUCGAUUUGCCGAACUGGUGGCGGCAGAACGAGAUUACGAUUGUGAUGUCUCUGAUCUCGUACCUCUUCCCGAUACUCUUCGAGAUCCUCGGCUUCCUCGAGAGCUACCACCCCAGGAAGCAGCUCCGAAUGCAACUAGGACGGAUAAUGGGCUUAAAUCUAUUGAAUCUCUACUCGCUGAUAUUCGCCCUGUUCCGCAAGAUAAGCUUUACGAAACCCGAUAUUAAACCGACAACCAAGUGCGUACGUAAAUGGGUACCGUGCGACGACAAGACGACGCGUACGCAACAAAUCAUGACGUUGGCAUCUUUGAGCCUUGUUUUAAUAAAUAAUGCCACCCACUCUUAUGCUAAGAGAGAAAUAUCGGAGCCAACACUGCCGUCCAUCAGGCAAGAGACCUACUUCCUUAAUCCUUUGCUGGACAACGAUACUUUAUAUAAGGAUUUCAAUGAUACGUAUGAUUAUAACGAUUAUAAUACGGAUUACGAUAAUUACCGGUACGAAACUUCGCGUACGGAGAGCGGCGACGAGUCCUUCACCAUGCCUUAUUAUGAAGAACAAGAUACCAGGAGUGCGGAUAAUAGUGAAAUACAUUAUGACACAAGCUCGACAGUAACUGCCAAUUUUCUGACUGAUUCAAUGACGACUGAACAUUUCUAUGCAAGUUCUACUUCGUCCCAGAGCGAAACCACGGCGACAACGUUCGAAUCAAGCACAAUGGAAGAUUCUUCGAGGACCGAUUUUGAUAAUUUCACCGAAAUAUCAAUAAUUACUCCAUCGUCUUCAGACAGUCAGACACCAUCCGUUGGAACAUUUAACGUCACAUCCACAAUAGCAGAUAUCACACCAAUUACAACGUAUAUCCCGAAAAGUAACUUUCCUACUGCACAAUCGAAUAAACCUGUAAUUCCCAUUUCAAAAAUCAAUUAUGUGGAUAGAUGCUUCGAAAGAGUUUGCACUACUAUGCCGAAAAAUUCAGCCAUGUCUUUGGAACAGCUAGAUCUAACGACACGACAAAAGCUGCGCCGAUCAUGCUGGGAAACUAUGUUUGGGCAAGAGCUCGCUAAGCUCACUGUCAUGGAUUUGAUACUCACCAUAUUAGCCACUCUCUGCAUGGAUUUCUUCCGCGCCGUUUUCGUGCGUUUUAUGAAUAACUGCUGGUGCUGGGAUCUGGAGAAGCAAUUUCCGCAAUACGGCGACUUCAAAAUAGCUGAAAAUAUCCUCCAUUUGGUGAACAAUCAAGGCAUGGUUUGGAUGGGAAUGUUCUUCAGUCCCGGUUUAACGGCCCUGAAUCUCUUCAAGCUUGGCAUUCUAAUGUAUUUACGUUCUUGGGCAGUUCUGACGUGCAACGUACCUCACGAAGUAGUUUUCAGAGCCUCCAGGUCUAACAAUUUCUACUUCGCGCUGUUAUUGACUAUGCUGUUUUUAUGUGUGUUACCGGUCGGUUACGCUAUAGUCUGGGUCGAGCCUUCGUGGCAUUGUGGCCCAUUUUCUGGUUAUCCAAAGAUUUAUAAUUUAGCGACGCAAAGUUUGAAAGACUCGCUUCCGGAGCUGAUUCAACGAUGUCUCGAUUAUGUCGCAUCGCCUGGUAUAGUGAUACCACUGAUUGUUCUCAUGACGUUGAUUAUUUAUUACAUGGCAUCUCUCGCUGGAUCUUUACGAGAAGCGAAUAAUGAUCUAAAGAUACAACUAAGACAUGAGCGUACAGAAGAACGUCGCAAAUUGUUCAAAAUAGCGGAGAAGAGGCAUACCGUGACUGAAACUCCGCUAUCGAGAUGGAAAAAAAUUCUCCCGGCGUUGCCACAGACCAGAAUAUCUCGAGAUUCCGAGACGGUUCAAAGAGAUAACGUAGAGAUCACGAUUGGGAAUGCGAACGAUACAACGGAAAAUGAACGAUUGACGAACAACAUAGAAGAAGAUUCGCCUCAGAAGCGGGUAUGGUCCGAUGUCGACAACGAGCAACGAGCUGAAGAACAGGAUGAUUUGACAUUAAAUGAUGUUAUAUCUCCUAGCAGAAGGAUAAGCGUGGUUGAAUGUUCUUGGGACUCGCCGACGAGCGGGCAAAGUGUUAUCAUACCGGAAAUCCAAGUAAAUGACGAGGAAAAAGUUGCAUCCGACGUUCACGGAACUGUGGAAUUGGGCGACGUGUCUAAAGAUGACAACCAAAAGAUAACGUAACACAAAUUGAAUGUAAUAAAUAAGACAAUUAUUUAAAAAAUGAAAGAGAAUAGUAAUAUAAUUAGUAUUUUUCAUACCACCUUAAUUUAGCAAGGAUCUAAGAGAUUCUGAGAAUUUUGUACUAGUCUGUAAAAAAAUAUUGAAAGUCAAUUCUCUUUAGAAUUAUAGAUUUAGCAU
Messenger RNA from Temnothorax curvispinosus, 4201 nucleotides. Its product is annotated as transmembrane channel-like protein 3. The transcript has 18 exons. NCBI's taxonomy places the organism in Eukaryota, Metazoa, Arthropoda, Insecta, Hymenoptera, Formicidae. The record is from RefSeq and is a predicted model, not a curated record. Gene Ontology annotation, molecular function: mechanosensitive monoatomic ion channel activity. Gene Ontology annotation, cellular component: plasma membrane. The coding region runs from base 338 to 4024 and encodes 1228 amino acids.